CCUACUGAUACAUUAUCUCGUGCGGCAGAAGGCGGCCCAGUCGCUCGGCAGCAGCUGGUUGCCUUCCUCCCUAGGAGGCAGACAACAAGCAAGAAGUGUCAAGUAUGAGCCCAGCCCAAGAGAAAAGUGGAAGCUCCAGCAGCAAGGAGCCCCUUGCCAAAUGUCUUCAGGCCAAGAAGGACUUGGAGACAGCAAUCGCUGGAGUAGUCAAGGUGGAACAGCAAGUUAAAGACAACUGGAGAGAGGUAAAAGCUCAAAUUCACAGCUGCAUAAGCCGCCAUCUGGAAUGCUUGCGCAGUCGUGAAGUUUGGUUGCUUGAACAGGUGGAUCUCAUUCAGCAGCUGAAGGAGGAGGCCUUGCAGCAGCAAGCACAGCAACUCUUUUGGUUGUUGGGACAAUUCAGUUGCCUCAUCCAUCAGCUAGAAAAACCUCACAGUAAUGACCUUGCAAAUCAAAUUUCAGUGUGUUUGGAGAGACUGGGCAAUUUAACUGUCCAGCCAGAAGAAACAUCUGUCCUGAACUUUGAAGCUGAUAUGCCAUUCCUUCGCCAGGCCAUCACAUCUUUUGGGUCAAUCACAACAAUGCAAACCUGUGACAAGGAAGACUAUGCCCCAUGGAUUUCUGUGCAGAACUGCCCUGCGACAGCCAAACUUGAACAGCAGAAACCUUCUUAUGGAACACCGGGAUGCCCACUCUCUGAAUGGGUUCUUGGAAGUAAACCUGACAAUUUCUGCUGUGGUCCGCAUGUUCCUAGCAUAAACUAUGAGGAUUGGCUUCUGAAAAUGCCUGCAUCAGAGACCAACCAGGAUUUAGAGUCUUCCAAAGUGUGUUACUUGGAGCAAGCCUGGGGAAAUCUGAAAAACCUGGAGAACUGGCUCCUGCAGAACCAACAAGAAGGAGUUCCUGAGAAAACUGAUUCCUGCCAACGUAAGAGUUCCACCUCCACAGUUAGUUCCUCUUUUUCCAUUGAAAAGAUAGAUGAAUUGGAGUUCCUGGAGCAAGAAGAGAUGGAUCUUUCCGUCUGGCUACUUACUCCUUCUGAAUCAGAAAACAAGAAUGCCUUGGGGGAGAAGUGGGAAUAUGUGUUUAAGCCUUUUAGGGAGGAAUACAGUAUUAAUGAUUGGCUCCCCAAAGCUGAUUCCUGCAGUAAUUGUUGUGGCAGUCAGGCCAGGGGCAUAGAAAUAGAAAAUCUUGGCAAUCUGAAAUGCCUCGGUGAACACCUAGAGGUGAAGAAGUCAUUCACCAGUGAUACCUGGCUUCUGCCACCCUCUUUCAAAGUAGAAAAUGUGUGCAGAGCUAAUGAGCCAUGUUCUAGCUUUUCAGAGUGUGUGUGUGAUGAAAACUGUGAGAAAGAAGCUCUUUGUAAGUGGCUCCUUCGGAAAGAAGGCAAGGAUAAAAAUGGGGUGCCAAUAGGACAGAUGCCUAGCCUGAUCACUGAGCCUGAUAAACCUAAACCGGCUCUGGAUGUCUGGCUCCAUCCUUCCCGACAGUUGGUGGAGGAAUCAGCCCCUUUUGCAACAGAAAAGGACACCCCUGAUGUUCUGAAGCCACUGAAAGAAUUGCUUGAUACCCCACUGUCGACCUGGCUAGCCAAACCAGUGGUCAAAGCAUCGAGCACAGAAGAGAAAAUGUGCAGAGAGAAAGCAGAAGUGGGUUGCAAGAGUUCUCUUAUGGAGCUUCUAGCACCAUUCCACCUCCCUCUUAACGUAAACAGCUGGGUGCUGUCUUCGAAGAAUGCAGAAGCCUCUGCUCAGCCUCCUGUAGAAGAUAAAUGGCUGCUUCGCAAGAAGGCACACGACUGUGGUCUUCCUACAGUGUGUGACCUCUUUGCAUGUAUGAAGCUGAAUGGUGAUAGAGAGAAGUGGCUAUACCGGACUCCUCUACAGAUGUGAAAAAACCCAACCUUUUUCAAGUCACCUUUCUGCUGAUCAUCGCACAUUUGUACUGACUGCAAUCUACUCAUUUAUAGUUUGUGGCUGACUCAUCUGCCUCUUCCGAACUUCACUUUAAGGCUUUAUGUAGCUGAAUUAUGGUUGCAAACAUUGGGCUGUGGAUUUGACUCGCACCUCAUGAAAGCAACUGUAUGCAUCUUCCGGGCUUCUGAUAUGAAGAUCUUGCCCUGGCUUGUCACUUGGAGCCACUUGCAAUUGUGGAAGUCAGUGCUUUGCAGUAUCUUCCUGGUUAUGUUUGGACUAUACAGUGUGCUUCCUGACCCAAACGGGUUGAGAAAAGUAUCUGAGAGAGGAUUCCACUUCCCUGGUGUGUAAGGAAGCAGUUUUUAGCAAAAGUACCCUCACUGGUUUUAAUAUAUUAAACACUUAGACCCAUCUUUAAAGUCAUCCAGCUCUUAUGCAACAAUAAAGUGUGUUAGAGCUGCGUACUAAGUAGUUAAAAUGAAUGGAUCCUACGCCAUACAGAUCAGAGGGCUGGCAGUAACUUCGGUGCCAUUUUGUUUGGGAUUAAAGCAGUCCAGGCAUUUUAAAGCACAUUGCUAUUUAAUGCAAAAUUAACUUGUUUCUGAACUUCUCAAUUUUACUUUCUUGAUCUGUUUAGAUUAAGUAGCUUUAGGUGUUCAGGAUAAAUAAAACAUUGUUUAAAUACAACCUUAAUACCACUUGCCUUGUCACGGGAUGGCAGCAUUUCUGAGCAGCUCUGAUCUUCUAGCAAAAAUCUCUCUUAAAAAGUGCUCUUGGGUUCUCAGAACAGUGCUUUGACUUCUCGAAACUACUGAAAACUACGCAAGCUUAGACCUUCAGUAGCAAAAGGGUGUUGUCACAUGUACAUCUGUUUUUAACCAGUGCACUCCAUUACUUACAGUAAUAGUUUGAUUUGAACCAUUUUAUUGAAAGGUGUUGCUUUUGAAUGUUUAACAAAGUCUCCAGGUUGUUAACCUGCAGUCAGUAAUGAAAAUGGAGGUGUAACCUACCCUACUCUAAAUCUCAAAUCCUAUUUUUUUCCUUUUCAUUAAUUUAAUAUUUGUUUGUGCUGAUUAAAUCUUUCCAUUAAACCAUUGCUGUGGAAAAAAAACCUGAAAUGUA
Messenger RNA from Rhineura floridana, 3038 nucleotides. RefSeq names its product nuclear receptor coactivator 4 (gene NCOA4). Gene Ontology annotation, biological process: intracellular iron ion homeostasis; response to hormone. Bases 105 to 1892 code for a protein of 595 amino acids. NCBI's taxonomy places the organism in Eukaryota, Metazoa, Chordata, Lepidosauria, Squamata, Rhineuridae. Gene Ontology annotation, molecular function: transcription coactivator activity. The transcript has 10 exons. The record is from RefSeq and is a predicted model, not a curated record.